AUGUCCACCCACCUGCUCUCAAUCCUCCUCUUCUUGGGGCUUUUUCCACGCGAACAGGGAUUCUAUGUGCCUGGAGUAGCUCCUGUUGAAUUCAAAAGUGGCGAUCCAAUUGAAGUUAAGGCAAUCAAACUUUCAAGUACCAAGACUAUCGUACCAUAUGAAUACUACUAUCUUCCAUUUUGUCGUCCUGAUGGAGAUUUACUGUACAAAUCAGAAAAUCUCGGUGAAGUCAUGCGUGGAGAUCGUAUCGUAAACACUCCGUACCAGUUAUUUAAUGAAAGAGGACUGAGCAUGUUCUUUCUGCCCUGCACAAAGGCUGAACCGGGGGAGGUAAGCGCAUCGGCAGCGAAGAGGUUGAUGGAUCGCAUAAAGGAGGACUAUCAUGCUCAUUUGCUGGUAGACAAUCUUCCUUCUGCUACAAAGUACGAAGUGCCGAAAACUGGAGAAGUUUUCUAUGACCUCGGCUAUAAAAUUGGCUGGGUCGGCGAGGAUGGCAAGGUAUUCCUGAAUAAUCAUUUGGAUAUAGUGAUGCUCUAUCAUGAACACAUGCCUGGAUUGUACCGUGUCGUUGGUUUUGAAGUGAAACCUCGAUCGAUAAAAUCUGUUACCUUCACAAAGGAUAAGAAGUGCACUGGAAUCGACAAGGAAUCAAACUUUUACGAAUUAAAAGAAGAAGGUCAGCGGAUUCAUUGGACUUAUAGUGUGACAUGGGAAAUUAGUGAUAUUCCAUGGGCGAGUCGCUGGGAUGUCUACUUAUCAGUCAAGGCGGUUGAUAUUCACUGGUUCAGCAUCCUGAAUUCAAUUGUCGUUGUGUUGUCACUAAGUGGUAAGUGA
Molecule: messenger RNA, 834 nt
Organism: Ostertagia ostertagi
Lineage: Eukaryota; Metazoa; Nematoda; Chromadorea; Rhabditida; Trichostrongylidae
Source: the annotation of a GenBank genome assembly